Molecule: messenger RNA, 3307 nt
Organism: Coccinella septempunctata (seven-spotted ladybird)
Lineage: Eukaryota; Metazoa; Arthropoda; Insecta; Coleoptera; Coccinellidae
Product: ionotropic receptor 75a-like
Exons: 10
Coding region: 1344-3047 (567 amino acids)
Cellular component (GO): membrane
Molecular function (GO): ligand-gated monoatomic ion channel activity
Source: RefSeq, a predicted model, not a curated record
UCAAGUGGGAGGCGCGGGACAUGAAUCUGCCCCUACCACAGGCCCAUGCACUUAACUCUCAAAAAACCCAAAAUGGCUGGUGAAACAGCCAUUACCUUAUAAGCCUGAAGAGUUGUUCCGCCCUAGUGAUGACUCGGGUGUACGAAUUCCUUCAGGCUUAUCUACAGCGUGCCAAGGUUGGAUCAUACAAUCUUGGCAAGUCAUCCAGGAUGAGAGUAUGAUAUAUACCUCAUUCAGGAACCCAAUUGUGGAAUAAUUAAUCAAGGAGCACUUCUGCCUCCUCUGCGGGUCAAGUGGGGGGCGCGGGACAUGAAUCUGCCCCUACCACAGGCCCAUGCACUUAACUCUCAAAAAACCCAAAAUGGCUGGUGAAACAGCCAUUACCUUAUAAGCCUGAAGAGUUGUUCCGCCCUAGUGAUGACUCGGGUGUACGAAUUCCUUCAGGCUUAUCUACAGCGUGCCAAGGUUGGAUCAUACAAUCUUGGCAAGUCAUCCAGGAUGAGAGUAUGAUAUAUACCUCAUUCAGGAACCCAAUUGUGGAAUAAUUAAUCAAGGAGCACUUCUGCCUCCUCUGCGGGUCAAGUGGGGGGCGCGGGACAUGAAUCUGCCCCUACCACAGGCCCAUGCACUUAACUCUCAAAAAACCCAAAAUGGCUGGUGAAACAGCCAUUACCUUAUAAGCCUGAAGAGUUGUUCCGCCCUAGUGAUGACUCGGGUGUACGAAUUCCUUCAGGCUUAUCUACAGCGUGCCAAGGUUGGAUCAUACAAUCUUGGCAAGUCAUCCAGGAUGAGAGUAUGAUAUAUACCUCAUUCAGGAACCCAAUUGUGGAAUAAUUAAUCAAGGAGCACUUCUGCCUCCUCUGCGGGUCAAGUGGGGGGCGCGGGACAUGAAUCUGCCCCUACCACAGGCCCAUGCACUUAACUCUAAAAAAACCCAAAAUGGCUGGUGAAACAGCCAUUACCUUAUAAGCCUGAAGAGUUGUUCGGCCCUAGUGAUGACUCGGGUGUACGAAUUCCUUCAGGCUUAUCUACAUCUUGCCAAGGUUGGAUCAUACAAUCUUGGCAAGUCAUCCAGGAUGAGAGUAUGAUAUAUACCUCAUUCAGGAACCCAAUUGAGGAAUAAUUAAUUAAGCAAUUAAGGAGCCUACCUGGCAAGGUUUCUGCUACAGAAAUGAUAGUUCAAGCCUGGUGAACCUUCCCAUGGGUACAGGCAACCAAGAAGUUGAACUCAUUUUGCAAAUUUCCAUCAUAAAACAUGUAGGAGCAAGGAUCUCAAUGAAAAAGAUAAUGUGAAACUUUUCAAGAAAAUUUCCGAAAAUACCCUUCGUGCAAAAAUUGUUCAGAUGGCGAAUGAUUUGUCUUCUCAAAGAGAUUUGGCAUUACAUCAGAGAAUGGCAUUGGUCAUGGAUGGAGAUUGUGAAAAUUCUCGACAAUACGUGGAAGUUUUAAGCCAGCAAGGAUUUUUCUAUGAGAAAUACUUCUGGCUAAUUACAGUGCAAGACGUCGAAAGACUCGAAAAUUUGUUUCAAACUUCAAGCAUUUUCGUCAACGCAGAUAUUUUGUCAGUGACAGAGUGUAGCGAGGAUAUUGAGCAAUGUGUAUUCGAAAUUUAUAACCCUUCCAACAGACACGGAGGAUCACUGAAAAUAAGUAAAAUAGGAUCGUACGAUCCUGAGAUGGGUUUCAAUAUCUCCGUUGGUAGAGAAAAAUACUGGCGACGAAGAAAUAUGACUGGUCUCACCUUCAAAUCUGCCAUAGUGACGCCCAAACCCGUAGAUGACCUGGAUGCAUAUCUGGCGAAUGAGAAAAACAGACAAAUUAAUUCGAUGCAUAGAUUUCAGAGCGUCACAAUACGGCAUUGCAGGGAUUUCUACAAUUUUUCAAUCAUCAUGCAGCGUACCAAUUCUUGGGGUUACAAGCAAGCCAAUGGAAAAUUCGAUGGACUAGUGAGUCUACUAGAAAAUAAUUUAAUAGACUUUGGAAGUUCUCCGUUACUUUUCAAAGAGGAUCGUUUGCCCUUCGUGGAUUAUAGUUAUGGAAAUUGGAAACUCAGAUCUGCCUUCAUUUUCAAAAAACCCAAAAGAGUGGCUGACUCUUAUAAUAUAUUCUUGCGACCUUUGGAUACCAAAGUUUGGAUUCUGAUUUUGAUAUUUAUGGGAAUUAUCCUGAUCAAUCUGAAGAUCUCAUUUGGAAUGGGAUCGGUCAUUUCUUCCCAUGAAUCUAGAGUGGAUUCGAGUUGGAGCAUGUUGGUACUUUUUAUCAUCGGGGCGUUUUGUCAGCAAGGUGCGACAUGCUUUCCCCUUUCUUUGAGUUCGAGAAUAUUAUCUAUUUUCGUUUUCAUUUUCUGUAUUUUGAUAUACCAGUUCUAUUCGGCAAGUAUCGUUUCUUAUAUCCUUUUGGAUCCACCCAGCUCUAUAACUAAUCUGCAGGACCUCCUGGAUAGUAACUUAGAGGCUGGAAUAGAGGAUAUUCUCAUCGAUAGAAAUUAUUUUGUGCAAACCAAAGACCCAGUGGCAAUCCAACUUUACAAUAAAAAAGUCAACAAGUUGAUGGCCAACAACGACACUGGUUUUUAUGAACCGUCCCUUGGGUUAGCCUUGGUAAAAGAAGGUGGUUUUGCAUUUCACGUGGAAACCAGUACCGCAUAUCCCAUCAUACAGAACGCAUUUUCUAAUCAGGAUAUUUGCGACUUGGAGGAAAUUCAGAUGUAUCGUACUCAACCAAUGCAUACGAACUUGCCAAAGUACUCGCCUUUCAAGGAAAUGCUAUCUUAUUGCAUGUUGAGACUAGUCGAAGAUGGGAUCUUGUUUCGACUGAGGCGUUUUUGGGAUGCCAACAAGCCUGAAUGUAUUGAAACUGCAAAGAAAAUUGAAAUUCGGGUUUCAUUCAAAGAAUUCUCGUUUGGUAUCAUUAUUUUCACAACAGGAUUCUCGAUUGCCUUAGCGAUUUUAUUGAUGGAAUAUUUAUAUUUCAACAGAUAUAGAAUUGGAGAAAAAAUUAAGGGAAUGAAAAUGAAGAAAUUGUUUCUCAAAAAAAAUUCCUCUUGAAAUUAUAGACACAUAUGUAGUGAGUAAAUUGCAUUAUAUUUGUAAUGUUAAAAUCAAGAAGUUUAAAAUCAGAGGGUUUCAACGGAAAUCAUCUUGAAUUUAUCACUCUGUGAAUGAAAUAAUCAGCAGUCACUAGAUUUGAAUAUAAUUUUUUUCUGACUAUAUAACUGAAUUGAAGAUAACAGAUAAUUAAUUUAUAGCUAUCCAUACAAUUCAUUCUAAGUAGGUUCUCUUUCAUACUUGAUUUUGUGUUAUAUUUU